AACUGUUGUAUAUUUUGGGCUAACGCAUGUUCCGUAGGGGGAAAACUCCGGGAGUGGGAGGGGCAGCUUCGGGGACGUUUAGUGUUGUGAUGUACGGCCUGUGAACGGACGGUGUUGAAGAAAUAAAGCAGUAUUCAUCACGUCGUUGCCCGAACCUUCCUUGCUACCUCAGAACCCGGAAAGUAGUAAGGACAUAACAAAACUGGCGACGAGGACGUCUGGACUGACGCGUGUUGGCCGGAUUCGUCUCGACGGGUGGAGUGGGUUGGUGGACUGUGGCAACGUCGUGAGUAGUGUGGCGAAGAAAAAAAAAGAAGAGUGGCCUGCUGAGGGGAGACGUCUGUAGGGCAAGCAGUGCCAUACAAACAGGAACUUGUAAUGGCCGGAAUGAUUGGCUCAAUUGGUCCCUUUGACGAAAGUGUUGAACAAUGGGGCUCGUAUACUGAGCGUUUCGAUUACUUCGCCAUGGCUAAUGAUAUAAAGGAGGAGAAGCUGGUGCCCACGUUUUUGAGUGUAAUGGGGCCGAAAACGUUUACCUUGCUACGUGACCUACUGCAACCAGAAAAGCCCGGCAGUAAAACAUACCGAGAAAUAGUGGAUGUACUGGCAAACCAUCUUUCACCGAAACCCCUGGUAAUCGCAGAAAGAUUCCGAUUUCACAGACGCAGCCAAGAAGAGGGCGAGUCGGUCACCCAGUUUGUGGCGGGCCUACGCAAGCUGGCUGAACGGUGUAAGUUCCGGGAUGUGUUAAAUGACACUUUGAGAGACAGGCUGGUAUGUGGACUUAGGAACGAGGCAGCGCAGAAGAGAUUACUCACAGAAAGUGACUUGACUUUGGAGAAGGCCAUUAACAUCAGUGUAACAAUGGAAAUGGCGAAAAAGGAGGCCCAGCAACUAAGUGCUACAGAAAGAGUGCACCAACUCAACAAUGAUAAACCGAACGCGCAAGGGCCAUGUUUUCGCUGUGGUAGAUCUGGACAUCUUGCAUCAACGUGCUGGUGCAAAGAGAUGGACUGUCGUAACUGUGGAAAAAAAGGGCACAUAGAGCGGGCGUGCCGAAGUAAACAGGACAUGGACAAAAGCUCAAGGGCUGGGAACAGAAGUGACAAUAUGAAAUAUAAACAAAAAAGGCAUGUGCGCACCGUUUGCCAUGAUGAUGGAAGAAAUAGUGAUUCUUCGGAGGAAGAAGAUCCUGUAAAUACUAUACGAGCGAUGAAUGUAGGUGAGAGCUCAGAUGGCAACUGGGCUGAACCCAAGUUGGAGGGACAUGUGGUGAAAAUGCAGAUAGACACAGGAUCAAAGGCAUCACUAGUGUCACACAAGAUCUACAGGAAACUCAUGAGGCACCUUCCACUACGUCCAUCAGACACAGUGUUUAAGGCAUAUACGGGACAUCGAGUGCACAUGGAAGGGAUGACGGAUGUGACUGUUCAGUACCAUGGGCGGACAAAAAGGCUUCCCCUUUAUGUGACCAAGGGAAAUCAUCCUGCCAUAAUGGGGCGUACAUGGCUACAGGGAAUCCGGCUGGACUGGCAAGCGAUAAGGAAACUGUCACACCGUUCCUCUCCGCUACAAGAAAUACUCGAGAAACACGAAGAGGUUUUCCGUGAUGAAUUAGGCAGCAUGAAAGAUAUAACCGUUAAGUUACAUGUCAAACCUGGUAGCAAGCCUGUGUUUAUGAAAGCUAGACCAGUACCAUACGCCAUCCGAUCCAAGGUAGAAGCUGACUUGGACGCCCUGGUCAAGAAUGGGGUUUUGGAGCCGGUGACCAUCAGUGAGUGGGCCACACCCAUCGUUCCCGUACCAAAAAAAGAUGGGGGAAUUCGGACCUGUGGAGAUUUCAAGGUAACACUCAACCCGGUGUUAGCAGCAGAGCAAUAUCCACUUCCCCUAAUUGAUGACUUGUUUGCUGGACUGAGUGGGGGACAAAAAUUCAGUAAGGUAGAUCUCAGUCAGGCUUACCUACAAAUGCAUGUAGAAAAAGAGUCACGUGAAAUGUUGACCAUUAACACACACAAGGGUCUCUUCAGAUACUGCAGACUGCCGUUCGGCAUCACGUCAGCCCCGGCACUUUUUCAGCGAGCGAUGGAUCAGAUCCUUAGUGGGUUGCCUGGGGUACAGUGCUACCUUGACGAUAUCCUGUGCACUGGAUCUACCGAUGACGAGCACCUGCGCAACUUGGAUGCUACCCUUCAAAGGCUGAAGGACUACGGCUUAAGAGUCCGUAAGGACAAAUGUGACUUCUUCAAGCCAUCUGUGGAAUAUCUGGGGCAUGUGAUCGAUGCAGAAGGACUGCACACUGCACCAUCAAAAGUGGCCGCUGUCGUGGACGCGCCCCCACCUCAAAACAUCAGCCAGCUACGAUCUUUCUUAGGUCUGCUGAACUAUUACGGUCGCUUCAUCUCCAAUCUGUCAUCACUGCUUCAACCCCUGCACGAACUGUUACGCCGAGACAAAACGUGGAAGUGGACAGCCAGCUGUCAGGAGGCUUUUGAAAAGGCUAAAGGAGCGCUGACUACGUCCAAGGUCCUGACGCACUUCAACCCAUCACUUCCACUGCAGCUCGCCUGUGACGCCUCUCCUUACGGAGUAGGGGCGAUUCUCUCUCAUGUCCUGCCGGGUGGUGAGGAAAAGCCAAUCGCUUUUGCAUCGAGGACAUUGAACAAAACAGAGUCUAACUAUGCUCAACUGGAACGAGAGGCACUGAGCAUUGUUUUUGGAGUUAGGAAAUUCCAUCAAUACUUAUAUGGGAGGAAGUUUACGCUCCUGACGGACCAUCGGCCCCUCACCACCAUCCUCGGUCCGCACACUGGAAUACCGUCUCUUGCUGCAUGCCGACUGCAGAGGUGGGCUUUGUUGUUGUCGGCGCAUGCAUAUGACAUCAGGUAUCGAAAAUCAGACUUCCACUGCAAUGCGGAUGGCUUGUCCCGAUUGCCCUUGCCUGUCACAAGGCCGGAGUCGGACACGGUGGACCUUUUCUACUUCAGGGAGGUGGAGAGAGCACCUGUCUCUGCAGUGCAGGUAAAAAGGGAAACUCGGAAUGACCCGGAGUUAUCUGCGGUCGUGGACAUUGUCGUUAAGGGUCGAUCUGCUGGCGAUAAUGCGAGUCUGAAGCCUUUCCUCGGGAGGAGAUUGCAACUGUCUGUCCAGUCUGGGUGUCUACUCUGGGGUAGGAGGGUGGUCAUACCACGGUCACUUCGCUCAAAAGUGCUGCAGCAACUGCAUUCGGGACACAGCGGAAUAGUCCGAAUGAAAGAAAUAGCGAGAAGCUAUUUUUGGUGGCCGAACAUCGGAACAGUCCGCAUGCCACCACCAAGACAUCUCCUGCUAGCCUGA
Syngnathus typhle (broad-nosed pipefish) is the source of this 3336-nucleotide messenger RNA. RefSeq lists its product as uncharacterized. Lineage: Eukaryota; Metazoa; Chordata; Actinopteri; Syngnathiformes; Syngnathidae. Bases 379 to 3336 code for a protein of 985 amino acids. Gene Ontology annotation, molecular function: nucleic acid binding; zinc ion binding. The record is from RefSeq and is a predicted model, not a curated record. The transcript has a single exon.